AUGAAGCGCCGAGUUAUGCUCGUUGUGGGAAGCACAAAUCGGAGAUGUGCAAUGACUAACAUAUCAGCGAAACGUAGUCUUCCUUCGCUUCUGAUCUGCGCCAGACGCCUCCAUCCAGCAUGUGGGCGAGGGAUCAAAUGGCUCUCAAGAGCCCAGAUGAACACGCGGACGUUUGACACCACUUCCUUCAUUCUUAACCGCCGAGUUAUCACCAACGGAUUUUGGUUUGUUAUUCGAUCCGAGUGGACGACCCCCCGGAAGUUUGAACACACUUUCUUCAGUGUGAAGGAAGUGAUUUCAAACGUAAGCGAAAGGUUCUUAACCUUGCGGUCCAGUGUGCAACUUGUCAGAAAUAGAGGGUCGUUCCCUCGAUGGAGAUCUAUGAAGAGAUCAGGACACAUAUGGAGGAAGAACCUUUCUUCUGCGACGUAG
This is a messenger RNA of Microthlaspi erraticum, 432 nucleotides long. The record is from the annotation of a GenBank genome assembly. Lineage: Eukaryota; Viridiplantae; Streptophyta; Magnoliopsida; Brassicales; Brassicaceae.